Messenger RNA from Styela clava, 2282 nucleotides. Its product is annotated as protein ZNRD2-like. NCBI's taxonomy places the organism in Eukaryota, Metazoa, Chordata, Ascidiacea, Stolidobranchia, Styelidae. The record is from RefSeq and is a predicted model, not a curated record.
AAGUUUAUUUUAUUUUUGAGAAAAAAAAAUGGGUGAAAAUAUUGACGAUGAUGACUGGACUCCGCCCACUGCAGCAGAAAUGAAAAUUAUCGAAGCUAGACAAGAAAGGUCGAACCAAAUCAGUAAAUUAAUGGGAAGUUAUAUGCUAAAAGGAUACAGAAUGCUCGAUAAAUUAUGCGAAUGUGGGACGAUAUUUUUGCAAGAUAGAGACGGUACGAAUUACUGUGUUGCUUGUAACGAACUUGAGUCUGAAUGUGCGAAAGAUGAUCCAGUACUGUCUUCUGAAGCUGCAAGAGUGGCAGCCAUGGAAGGACAAAAGGAGGUACCGUCCACAUCUGUUGAUGUGAAAAGAGAAACAAUGGCCUUAUACCAAGAAAUUGGCGGUGGAACUAGUCCCAUGCCACAAGAUGUGAAUUCAAUGCCAGAUGUUUCCCAGAAGUUACCACAAACUCAUGAGCAAGGUGAUGCUUCAUGUGACCCCAUGGAAGACUCGCAAUGUGUAACUCAUAAAACAACUAUCGUUGAACUUCAGAGACAAAUUACAACUGCUACUAAGGAACUUCAAAAUUGCUCUUCAUUAGAACUCAGAAUACAACUUUGUAAUUUAAUUAAAUCCGCAAGUGAAGCUAUUAUAGCACUAAAUAAUGUAAACAAAUGUGUAUAGCAAUGUUCUUCAAAAUAUUUUUAUCACAACUCACUUGGUACCGGCAAAAUUUUUGGCACCCUCUAGAACAGGGCGGUCCAAACCUGGCAUGCGGGCCGCAUGACCCGAACAUAUUUCGUGCGACCAGUUGAACAAUUUUAGCAUAUAGAUGUGAGUUUUUUAGCCAUUCCAGCUGGGCUCGAGAUCCCAGGAUGUAAUCCCUUUUUCAAAAACCGAUGUUGAGAUUGUUGAUAUUUUUUAAAAUUACGGAAUUUUUAAGGUUGUAUCCAUAGCCAUUUUUCCAAUAAAAACACACCUCUAUUUUCUAUUGUUAACCAUGCGGCCCGCAAUGACUUCUUGACAAUUGUUGCGACCUUCCAAUCUUGGACCACCCUGCUCUAGUACUACAGUAAUUAUUGGAAGAAAAAUAUUAAAAUUGGCGUUACCUUUCAUUUGCUGACGUGCUUGCAUAUUCUCGCAAAAAUUAAAGAAUUUUGACUCUAUUUUGGUGAUGGUGGAUCCUUGUACUGGUUCCAGAUUUGAUUGAUAUUUUGUUAGUUUCAAAAUAAGAUUUUAAUGUGACCCUCAUUGACUAACUACAUGAAUUAAGAGGUGGAAUCUGGUCUUAUUUCUACCAAUAUAGGACAUCAGCAUUUUAGAAGAAGAGAUUCCCUUACAUACAAUAGAUAUACAGGGUCUUAAUAACAUCGUUUUACAAUUUGAAAAGGUUCUUAUUAGGGUAAAUUGUAAUGGUAUACAUUAAUAAAUAAAUGCUGCACAACGGCAGGAUUAUCAAUUUCAUCCAAUAUUUUAUGGUUAUGUAUAUUAUCAUACAAUACCUUUCAUACUGCACUGAUGGGCCAAGCCACAUAUAUCUAAUGACAUGUGAGCAGCUACUUUUGUUGGGGAGGACUCUAAUCUUUAUGCAUUAGCAUUGCAUACCUAAUUUAUUACAUCCUGGGUUAGGGAUGAGCAACACUAAAAUCUAACGCUUCAACCGCUGGCCAACUAGAUAAUACAUGGAUCUUUUGCGAUAACUAACUUUUGAAAAGCGUUUUUUUUUUAAAGUGAUCAGGAUAAUUAUUACAUGAAUUCCAACUGUUUAUAUAACGCAGAUUGGAUUUUCUAAUAUUAUGAAUCAUGUAUUUUUUUAUUUUCUUCAAAAAAGAUAUGGCUUGUAAUGUCUUGAUCAUACGAUACACUUAAUAUAAAAGUUGGCGCUCCAUGAGUGUGUGUACCAAUAUGGAAGUCACUAAUUUUGUUCGCCUACUUUACAUCAAGUUGUGUAAAGGUACUGAAUCCUAUGGGCAGGGGUUAUAUUCACAUGGCUAACACAGACAGUCCCCCAACAUGUAAUAGAACUAAAAUCAGAAUAAAAUCAUUGCCUAAGCUGAUACACACUACAGGUGCGAAAGAUGUAUAGGAAAUAGGAUAUGAUUGAGAUCAUUUUAAUCUUGAUUGAUCCACUUACAGGAAGCGUUGCCUCAAGAGUAAUCAAGUUUUGUUGUAUGCUGUCAUGACUUUAAGUGAUUUCUAUGUUCAUAUUGUCCCAUCCUUGAUGUUUUUAAAAUGUAAAAUGCUUGCUACAACGCUUCGCUUGUUACAACUUUCAAUCACAAUUUGUAUUUUUCUACUUCAG